UUUUUGUUUCAGUUUCAGUUCAGUUGUGUACUUAACUUUGCAUGAUAUCAGCCUUUUGUCUGCAAUUAAACCACCAAAUGUCUCUAACCCAUCAAUGUUCACUAAAACAUCAUCGGUUACAAAUAAAAACUGUUGGGAAACUUCUUCUUCUUGUUUUCUUCUCUCUGGUUGUCUCACUGGCAAUUCUCAACAGUAAUCCAAUUCUAGAGAGGAAAAGUGAAGGUAAGAACAGUGGAAGAAUGGCCCAUUUUUGUGGUGCUUGCACAAACUAACUAUGGUAGAUAGAUAAAUACAUACGGAGAAUGAUCUCCUUCCUUCCAAGGUAUCUAUUUAAUUUUUUCAUCAACUGCAUUUAAGAUGAAGUUUACAACCUGAUGCCAAUGCCAGAAAGUAUAUGGGGCUUACCAAUCAAGAAUACUUUCUUUGAUGUUCUCAUCAACUGCAAUUAAAAUGUGUUAGGUCAGACUAAGAAAUGAUAACCGUAUGGCUUGCUAAAUGUGAAAAAACAGGCACGUAAAUUGUGUCAAAAAAGAAGUGUACUUAAAUAUUUUCAUCCAGGCUCAUCUAGAUUUAGAAAGGAAGUAAUAUUGCAUUUUUUUUAUCGAAGUAUAUUUAGAAAAAAAGUCCAUUUCGUAAUAUAAAGAUUUUCAAGUGAAUCAUGUAGAGACAAGAAACCUUGACAGGUAGUGCAUGUGAUCUUGCAUGACAUAAUUGUGAGUCUAGAAGUUAAUGCAUUCUGCCUGUACCAACUACACCGUGUCAAUUUUUGUCAUUAGAUGUGUGCUUAUGCAUAUGCACAUGGGACUGCAUAGCUAUUUGCUGGCAGAAUGUAAGCAACAAAACACAAUUUAGCCUUCCCAGUUGUACACAACACCUCUGGCUAAUGACAUGUAAAUUGCAAAGUAAUUUGGACUGCAUGAUGUAUGUCAUGUAUUUUUAACAUAAAUUAGUCCAGACCUAUAAUUGAACACUUCCAUCAAAAAAAAGAGUUCUCUUAAAAUGAUUGUUUUUUCUUUGAACAUUUUUAACGGCCAUAACAGACCUGAAGUUUGGAGGAUGCCGUUUGUGGUAUUGUUUUCACCUUUUUCCUUGUGUUCAUUAGUUAUGGGGCUGUUUUUCCUUAUUUUUCACAUGAUUUCUCCCAUUCUGAACUGGAGAGUCCUUUCCCUGUUUUGUCCUGUUUUUGCUGACCUGUCAACUUGUCUAUUGGACAGUCUUCAAUUCUCCUCAUGAAUGUGUUUGUGUUCAUGUUUGACACUUUCAGCUUGAAAAUUGAUAUAUAAGGAAAUGACAUGAAGGUUGACCUUGAGACUUCGGUUUGUGGUUUUUAUGAAGAGAGCUUGAUAUAGAAUAUUAUCACACAUAGCUGGCUAUAUAUUCUCUUCAUAAGACACUUUCAAAAGUAUUGAUAUCAAUAAAUAUUCUAACCUGUGAUGUUUUAAAUGAUACAGUGCAAAAUGGAGGAAAAGAGAAAGAAAUUCAUGAUACACGUUAUUAUUUGCUAACCAUGGGAUAUAUUUGGUUAUCAGUUACUAGAAGAGGCACAAUCUUUAAUUACUUGUUAACCUUCACUGCCAGGUCAUUAAAUUACUUCCAGAAAAUCCAUUUGAACCAUAGAAAUAUAAAACCUCACUUUUACUGAUUUGUUAAGCAGCAAUUUAGUAUAAAAUUUACCAUAUGAGCUUUCUUUCUCUCCUGGGAUUCUUCUUAUCUGUUCCAGUGCAAACCUACCACUAGUCAAAAUGCAUGAACUCCUGGAUUGCCACUUUGAAGAAAAGGUUGUUGUUGGAUGAGCGUUAUAAGUUCUGGAGUUCUCUUUCUACCUCAUUAGGAAGUGGUCUGUAGUCUCUUUUUCUCAAGAGCAGCCAGACGCACCAGAUGAGAUCUAUGGUUCCCAUAUGUCAAUCUUAGGACAGGUGUGGUUUUUUUAUUGGACGAAGGAGGUGAAGAGAGGUUAGAAAUGGGUGAAACAGGUGACGGAUGUGCUCAUUGCAUAACUGAUAAAUGGUAUGAGGUAGAAUAUGUAGAAAAUGUGCUUGCCAAUAUACUGUCAAGGCUUCCAGUUAAGUCACUUUUAGCAUGCAAAUCUGUUUGCAAGCACUGGUGUCAGUUGAUAAGUAGUCAGGCUUUCAUUGAUUUGCAGCUACUCUGGUCUAAAAACCACUCCAUUUACAUAGUUUAUCCUUACAUGGAUAUGAGGAUGACAUUAUAUUUGAUGAAGGACGGUGAUGAAAUCACUAAAAGAAUUACCUUUCCGUAUUGUGGCAAUCUUUCUCCCCUUACCAUCAUUUGUUCCUUUGAUGGUCUGCUCUGUUGUAUCAACUAUACCUGGAAGGUGGACUCAGGCAUGAUAGUUGAGGAUGUAACUGAUCUGGAAAUCCGCAUCUGCAAUCCUGUCACUAGAAAGGCUCUAUUACUUCCGAAAGGUAGCACAUCCGAAGAAAAACCUUCCAUUGGAGUUGCUUUUGGUCCACAGAUCAACGAAUACAAGAUAUUUCGAUUUUUCUGUGCCAAGCGCAUAUCUCUUGCUAAACGUCAAUCCCGUGCUAACCGUCGUCAAUGUGAGGUAUAUUCAUCGAGCACUGGAUCCUGGAGUGUUAUAGGUCGUGUACCUUACUGUCCCAUGCAAUCUAGCCAUAGCCCCUUGGGGUCCAACCAUGUUUUUGUCAAUGGAAAGAUAUAUUGGCUCAUUGCUUCAGACGAAGAUCACAUGACCGCUGGCUCUAUCCUUACAGUUGACAUCGAGGAAAACUUUGGAACUAUUGACCUUCCGAAAGAGGUCACUGAACACUCAUACUUGGUUGAUCUUGAAGGCUGUUUAUCCCUAGUUGCUGUAUAUGAUGAAGAUGAGAUUGUGAAUAUAUGGAUUUUAGAAGACAAGGAUAAGCCUAAAUGGGAACUGAAAUGCAGUGAUCCUGUUCCCUUCUCAAAUGAAGAAUGUGUUGAGUUUGUAGUUGCAAGGGAGAAUGAAAUUUUCUUUAUAACUUCAAAUCAUUAUUAUAUUUAUGAUCUGGACCAGAGGUUUUGGAGGGAGCUUGAUUUGAGCGACACUUCUGAAAAGAAAUUUCCGGUUGCUGUUGCAUACACAGAAAGCCUUCUCUCAUGUGAUGGACGCAUGGAUCCUCAGACAGAGGACAUUUCCAACAGAACGAGCAUUUAAAUAAACAACUCUCUAAAGGAGCUUCAGAGGAUGAACAAACGUCUCCAACUGUCCCAUGUUCACCACAUGGAGAUCUUGCACCUUUCUCUUUGCCAUGAGCGGGCUCUUAACUUGUGAUCAGUUGUCAACACAGAUGAUCCUUCGUCUGGGCAAUAAUGCUCACCUUCUUUAUUUUCAUGUUAUGAUGGUGUAAGGUUGUCUGUGCAUCUGUUUUAUGUCCAAUGACUUAUUUUAAUUUGACAAUAAAGAUAUCGGUGUUUAUCUUUGCAAAUGUGAUGUUACCUUUUCCCUGGAUGACCUACCAUUUCUGAU
Molecule: messenger RNA, 3472 nt
Organism: Theobroma umbraticum
Lineage: Eukaryota; Viridiplantae; Streptophyta; Magnoliopsida; Malvales; Malvaceae
Product: putative F-box protein At5g52610
Molecular function (GO): protein binding
Source: RefSeq, a predicted model, not a curated record